CCGAUUCUCGCUCUGCCAUUGGCCAGAAAAUUAUCGAUUCUACCGGAAUCGUCUCGAAUACUUCCGAUUUCAUAUAAAUACCCAGCGAGCUCCACAACGCGGCAAGUUCAAUUCCAAACGCGACAAGCGACAGAGCAAACUCACCAAGUGCUAAAGUGUAAUUGUAUUAUCAAUUAUCAGCGAAAGAAAAAAAAUGUCACUGCUUCCAUAUUUGCUGGGCGACUCCCUUCUGAGCGGCUCCUACUACAUGCGCCCCUCGCGCAUCAUGGACCAGCACUUCGGCAUGGUGCUCGACCCGGAGGACCUCCUGCAGCCCGUCGACGUGCCGAAGAUGGUGCUCCGGUGCCCGGCCGGCUACCUGCGCAACUGGAAGUCCACCGCCUCGCAGCAGGACACCGGCUCGACGGUCACCUACGGCAAGGACCGGUUCGAGGCGAACCUGGACGUGCAGCAGUUCAAGCCCGAGGAGAUCACCGUGAAGCUGACCGGCGAGAACACCGUCACCAUCGAGGGCAAGCACGAGGAGAAGGAGGACGAGCACGGCCAUAUCUACAGGCACUUCAUCAGGCGGUACACGCUGCCGAAGAGCUACGACGUGGCCCAGAUAGAGUCGAAGCUUUCCUCGGACGGGGUGCUGUGCAUCACGGCCCCGAAGUUGGAUAGCGAGCAGGUGGAGUGCAAGAACAUUCCCAUUACGCAGACCGGGGCGGCGGCCAGGCCUGUCGAGAAGAAGAAUGAUGCUGGAGAUAAGAAAUAGAUUUUUUCUUAUUUUUUUGCUUAUUUCAUCCAUUUUGUAUUAGCAUAUUGUAUGCAUUUUCUAGUAUGUAGGUUUUGUUAUAUUUUUCAUUAAUUUAAAUUAGCACCUUUCUGACUGAUUCGUAUAAGUUUAUAGUUUAGUUUCUACCUAAUAA
This is a messenger RNA of Phyllotreta striolata, 911 nucleotides long. The record is from the annotation of a GenBank genome assembly. Lineage: Eukaryota; Metazoa; Arthropoda; Insecta; Coleoptera; Chrysomelidae.